Molecule: messenger RNA, 2177 nt
Organism: Anopheles coluzzii
Lineage: Eukaryota; Metazoa; Arthropoda; Insecta; Diptera; Culicidae
Exons: 3
Coding region: 516-1403 (295 amino acids)
Source: RefSeq, a predicted model, not a curated record
AAACAGCGGCCAUUCGUGCCGUUCGUAUCUCGCGCGCGCACUACAUUUUUUACAGUCGGCGUGUGCGUUGCCCUCGUGCGCUACCCCCUUCUUGCGCUACUGCUACUGGUUCCCGGUGCUUCCGGGGUUGCGUUUUGGGGAUAUUUGCCAUACAUUGUGUGUAUUGAGGGUUGUGCAAAACCGAGCGGAAGAAGAAAAAGAAACAACCUCAACCAAAAUGCUGUCCCGUGCUGCUGUCCCGCGUGCGAAUCGUGCCGUGAGCACGGGAGCGGUGUGGACAACCCUUUGUGAAAGUGUUUGACGAGAAUGAGUGUCAGGUGUGAAAGUGUGCUAUCUUCAAAUAUUACCGUAGUGAACAGAACGAAAAUUAUCCCAUUUUGAGUGUCGUGGUCUUACUGCAAUCCUUUCGAAAACGAGUCCUAUCCAAUCAACUGGUUGCGGCAGGGGUGGGCGGUGGGACGCAGAGUGAAGCACGUUAAUCAACUGCGGAGGCGCUUGCAGGCGCCCGCAAGGAGAUGAAAGUCACUACCGUGCGACGUGUUCUGCUCCGACGUAACUCGUGGGCAAGUACGUGCAACCGUGGCAGCAUCAGCGGGACGGUGAAUAGCGAACGUUUCGGUGGUUGUUGGAGCCGUAUUGUAGGAGGAGGGUGCACGGGACGCUUCAAAGCUGCACUCUGCGCCUCGGCCGGAGGAAGCUGCCGCAGCUGCAUCGACAGUAACAACGACACCGCAGCCGCCGACAUCGAACGGCCUAAGCAGCGCAAACAGUGCAGAAAAGUGGUGUUGGCAACAUCGCGACAACGACGCCGCCAUCGACACAAUAGUCAAUUCUUUCGGGAAGACAACGACCACGACGACGACGACACCGGCGAGUACCAUUGUUCCUGGGUGCAUUGUUCUUGCGCCACGCCACCUCAUCCGUUGGGCAGCAUUUGCUCGCCGUUGGUGGUAGCAGGGCGAACCGAAGCUAAUACGCAUCCGUACCGUUGUUCGAUUCAGCGCGUGAACAAACGUACGCCGCAGUCCCGUCAGCAGCCGAAGGUGCGUUGUUGUUCGUCCAGCGUUCUACGGACACGUUACGAGCGACCUCUAGCGUCUAGUAGGCGAAAACCGUCCCACUUAUCGGUGGUGCAACGUUAUCGUUAUCGCCUGUCCCGACGGAGGCAGCUGGCGGCAGGAGGGACACACAAACAGCAAGGAAAGCGCUUAAACCAUUGUGCCAUUGCUUCAUCGGCGGUGCUAGUAGUGCGAUCGCCGUCCUCCUCGUGCGGCCGUUGUCGAUUCGAUCGUGUCUUUCGUAGACCCACCACCAUCUACUCCAAUGAUGGGCUACAUCAUGGGUUGUGCUUGUUUCAAAGGUAUGUGGAGAAAACAAUACCCAUCGAUUUUCCGUUAACGUAAGAAAAUAAAAAAUCGAUACAAAACACACCCACCCAUGCAAAAGAUGAAGGAAUGCCGCUCUGUCUCCGUGCGCUCGAGAGCACCGCGGCUGAUUGUGGUGUGUUUUUGUAUGGAUCUAGUUUUGCACGACCGUUGAUGGGUAUAACUUGCUUUGUUGUUCAUGGCUGGCUGCUCUAUCUGUGGCUCACUUUCGCGCUCUCCUUCACUCUCUCUCUCUCUCUCUCUCUCUCGCUCCGUUUCAACAAUCGUGCUACGGGUGAGUUCUAUAGUAUGUUAUGAAAUAGUUGUGGAAACAGUAGCAAUAAAACUAAGAAUGGAACACGAACUUCCGCCGGUUCCACCAACGGUGAUGGAGGGAACAAGCGGUUGGUGAAUGUUUUAUCAAACAUUACAUCACUCCUCUACCAGCUGAGGCUGGCGAGAAAAGGCAUUCCAGUGCCUGGUUUCGUGUCCCACCGGACCAGCGUUCGUAAACAGUAACGUUUCUCGACAUUUCGAUUGAUUGAUGGGAUAUUUUCCAUUCCAAUGAAAAGUGUGCACAAACGGGGAAGGAGGGUGAACUGCAUGCCGUUUUCUACCUUCACCUUUUGGCACACUGACAGACAGACGACGACAGCGAGAGGAGGAAAGCAGCUGAAAACGAAAAUUCCAAUGCUAGCGCAGAAGCAAGAGAGGAGGAAGGUAAACGCACAGCAAACGUUGAAUUGAUGCUUUCCGAACAGGAGGAAACUAACUGCCAAAAAUAUGCUGAACUUCACAUGCAGUCUCCCCCCC